Molecule: messenger RNA, 720 nt
Organism: Trichomonas vaginalis G3
Lineage: Eukaryota; Parabasalia; Trichomonadida; Trichomonadidae
Exons: 1
Coding region: 1-720 (239 amino acids)
Biological process (GO): vesicle fusion; intracellular protein transport
Cellular component (GO): endomembrane system; SNARE complex
Molecular function (GO): SNARE binding; SNAP receptor activity
Source: RefSeq, a predicted model, not a curated record
AUGAGUAUUCAGGAUUUUUUCGCAACUGGAGAGGGUCUCGACGUUGAAGUUACAUAUGAACAACUUUACCAGCAAGUCAAAGACAUGCAAAAGCAAAUUCGGAAAACAAGUCAGCUAAAAGAUGAGUUUUUGGCAGUUCCAACAAUUGGAAAAUAUAAAAGUCUCGAAAAAACAUGGAAUGUGCAACAGCAGAAACUGCAACAAUUUUCGGAAGAUUUGUCGCGAUUAAAUGGGCAAGAAAGUGAUUUAUUAGUACCUAUUUCGGAAGACCUCAACGAAAUUAGACAACAACUUGCCAGAGUUAAAGAAACAAUUGAAUCUGAACGAAAGAGAGUCGAACAAAUGGUUGUAGAUGAAGAAGAAAUGCUCAGAAAAGAAGAAGAGGAUAGAAAGAAGACACAAGCACAACUUGAAGCCGAAUAUCAAGCCAGGGAAGCAGAAGCCCUUGACCAAGGUGCUAAAGAGAUUGUUAGCGCUAUGAAAGACACACUUGACAUUACAAACCAAUUGAACGAAAAUCUUGACAAGCAGCAUGAAACAAUACAAAGAGUUGAGAAGACUGUUGAAGAAGCUCAUGAAGAAAUGGUCGCAGGAAACGCAGAUCUCGAAGAAGCUCAUGAACAUCAGAAAAAGAACUCCAAAUGCUUGUAUUACAUAAUUGGUGGUAUCGUAUUUGCUGUUGUACUGGUUGUCAUUGUUGUUGUCCUUCUCAAAGUUUAA